Mytilus californianus (California mussel) is the source of this 2147-nucleotide messenger RNA. RefSeq lists its product as uncharacterized. Bases 91 to 2007 code for a protein of 638 amino acids. NCBI's taxonomy places the organism in Eukaryota, Metazoa, Mollusca, Bivalvia, Mytilida, Mytilidae. Gene Ontology annotation, biological process: positive regulation of DNA-templated transcription. Gene Ontology annotation, cellular component: chromatin; nucleoplasm. The record is from RefSeq and is a predicted model, not a curated record. Gene Ontology annotation, molecular function: ubiquitin-protein transferase activity. The transcript has 2 exons.
AUAAGUUUAUAUAAUUAUCAGUGUAAAAUUUAAAAAAACCUCCAAUUAAGGAAGUCUAUUGAACUAUCGUUCACACGUCACAGAGGUGAAAUGGAAACCCAUUUCAAAAUAUGUGCAUCUUGUCUUCAGGAUGGUGAGAAAAUUCCAUCAUCAGAAUGGUGUUGGGACUGUAUGGAAGGUCUGUGUACAGAAUGUGCGAAAUACCAUAGAAGACAAAAACCUUCCAGACAACACAAACUUGUCCUCAUAAACACCAUUCCCAAUUUUGAUGUGCUACUGAGUUAUAUCCAAACUAGUUGUCCUUUACACAACAACGAACAACUGUUGUCAUUCUGUUCAACACAUCGCGAUCUUUGUUGUCAGUUGUGUGUAAACACGUCUCAUCGGGACUGUCAACAAGUCAUAACACUGACCGAGGCCGCCAAUACCACAACCAAUGCUAAUGUUGCAGAGAAAAUCAGGUCUUUGGAGGAGUUGUUGGAAAUCAAGACAGAAACCAUACGAAAAAGCCUAGUAAGUCAAGGCGAAGAAGUUGUACAGAAGGUUCAACAAAUGCGAAAAGAAAUUGACAAAUAUUUUGAUUAUUUAGAAGAAGAGGUGAAGAAAAAUUUGAUAGUUCAGCAUGAAUCAUAUUUAAAGUUGGUUCACCAAGAAAAUAAUAUUGUUGACGAAUGUUGUCUCGAAAUUAAAAUUAUGAAAGAACUUGUGUGUGUACUAUCUGAUGACAUACCGAGUGAAAUAUCGUUUCAGCUUCGAAUAGAAAUGAUGAAACAACUACAAAAUCAUAAUACCAAAUUUUUGGAAUCAACCAAACAGGCCUACCAAUUCGUGUUUAAACCAGUCGAUGUUAUGUCUAUAUUAGAAACAAAUGUGAAGUCUUUAGGAGAAAUAUGCAUCACCAAGAUAAGUGAUGUAUGUCAAGUUUCAGGUAAUCAUGUUAUAUAUCAAAGGACAAAUGAACAAAUCGGUAAUAGACACAGCCUUCAAUCUGAUUCGAACGACAAUGCUGAAUGUAAAAGAAAAUGUGAAAUGAGUUCAAAAGAGAUGUCAAUCAAAUGUCCAUCAGGUCCACUAGAAAACCAAAGCAAACAACCAGAAGUUCCAAAGGCCACCAUAGGCAUACACAUUGAUUUAAAUGAAGACAUCAGUGAACCAUUAAAGGAACCUUCGGUGUUAGGAGACCAUAAACUUCAGACCGGCAGGAAGAAUAGCGAAAGUCUAUCAAAUGUCCAACGAAAACCAGAAACAGCUUCACUGUCUCACAAACUCCAACUAUCUGUACUUGGUUCUAAUGUAACAUCUACAGAAUGUUGUUAUUUACCAGAUGGAAAACUUGUAUUAGUCGAUACAACCGGUAAAUUCGUUAUAUCAUGCAACGAUAAGGGCCGACAGUUCAAAAAGGUUUCGUUAACACAAGAGCCACUUGACAUUUCGGUUUACGACAAAACGAGACUCAUAGUGGCUCUGGGAAAUCAUGGAAUACAAGUGUUAAACAUUAUAUCACUACGUCCACUUGGGAAAGUUAUCAACCUUGGAGGGAAAUGCACUGCUGUUACCCAUGACAAUGAAAAGGUUGUUGUUGCAGUCGAUGAUAAACUGAAAUUAAUCACAAUAGACGGCAAACUUAUCCGUCAUAUAGAUCACCCUGGUUUGGUUUGGUCCCUUUCUGGUGUCUUUAAUGGCAAAAUAUACUACUCCGACUUUUCUGAUGAUGACGAUGUCCUUCAUUGUAUCACACUGGACGGUAAAAAUAUAUUUUCUUACAAACACCCACAACUUAUUGGCCCAACAGGGGUUGCAGUGGAUACGCACGGAAACGUGUACGUAGCAGGACUAAGUUCACAUAAUGUGCACCAACUUAGUGGAAACGGAAAACUAUUAUCGAUUAUUCUAACAAAGAGCGACGGUAUAAAAUACCCAAGAGGAAUGGCUUAUAACCUCGAAAAGAGGGAGCUUCUAUUGAUAAAUCAAGACAUGAAAACAAUUCAGUUUUAUGCUAUUCACUAAUGUUGGUGUACGUACAUGAAAUAAAAACAAUAAAUAUAAAACUCAUUAAAAUUCAUUGCGUUAAUUAAACAGUUAUUUUUUUAUACACUCCGUGUAUACAUGCAUUCGUUUCCCACCAUAAAAAAACUGAGUUAUUUUCA